This is a messenger RNA of Callorhinchus milii (elephant shark), 1431 nucleotides long. RefSeq names its product ST13 Hsp70 interacting protein (gene st13). Bases 125 to 1216 code for a protein of 363 amino acids. Lineage: Eukaryota; Metazoa; Chordata; Chondrichthyes; Chimaeriformes; Callorhinchidae. The record is from RefSeq and is a predicted model, not a curated record. The transcript has 12 exons. Gene Ontology annotation, molecular function: protein dimerization activity; Hsp70 protein binding.
GGGGUUGGAGUGAGAUGAGUCAGGCGGCGCGCCGGGCAGCCCUGCCCGCGCAGGAAGGUUCUGGAAAGGGGCGGAAAGGCCCUCCCGCCUCACACUGAGAGACCAGACGGCCGCGCGGUCAGUCAUGGACCCGCAGAAGGUGCGCGACCUCGGCUCCUUCGUGCAGCUGUGCCAGAGCAACCCGUCCGUCCUGCACCUGCCCGAGCUGAGCUUCUUCAAGCAGUGGCUCGAGAGUUUAGGAGCCACCAUUCCUCCUGCAGCUGAGCACCCGAAAUUUAUGGACUCUCCAAAGAAGGAAAAAGCAGAAGAGAAACCUGAUGUGUCUCCAGGGCCAGAGCUUCCCACAGAGAGUGAAGAGAGUGACCUCGAGAUUGAUAAUGAAGGAGUGAUUGAGCCAGAUACUGAAGAUUUUCGGGAAAUGGGAGACGAAAAUCUCGAGGUAACUGAGGAGCUGAUGGACCAGGCCAAUGAGAAGAAAGUGGAGGCCAUUAAUGCCCUAGGUGAAGGAAAUCUUGAGAAAGCCAUGGAAUUCUUCACCGAUGCCAUUAAACUGAACCCACAUUCGGCCAUUCUUUUUGCAAAACGAGCCAGUGUGUAUGUGAAAAUGCAGAAGCCAAACGGUGCUAUUCGGGAUUGUGACAAAGCCAUCAGCAUCAACCCCGACUCAGCCCAGCCCUACAAGUGGAGGGGAAAAGCACACAGGCUUCUUGGACACUGGGAGGAAGCAGCCCGGGACUUGGCCACAGCCUGUAAGUUGGACUAUGAUGAGGACACCAGCAGCAUGCUGAAGGAGGUCCAACCACGGGCCCAGAAAAUUGUGGACCACAAAAGGAAGUACGAGAGGAAACGUGAAGAGAGGGCGGUUCGGGAGCGAAUGGAGAGGGUGAAGAAGGCAAAGGAGGAACAUGAGAGGGCACGGAAAGAGGAAGAAACUCGGCGACAGGGAUCGGGAGCAGGAGCGGCCGGAUUCGGAGGUUUCCCAGGAGCUGGUGCUUUCCCGGGAGGGAUGCCUGGGAUGGCUGGAAUGGCAGGAAUGCCAGGGCUAAACGACCUUCUUGGUGACCCAGAAGUGCUUGGAGCCAUGCAGGACCCAGAAAUAAUGGCAGCUUUCCAAGAUGUGGCCCAGAAUCCCGCCAACAUCUCGAAGUAUCAGAACAAUCCUAAAGUCAUGAACUUCGUGGGCAAACUUUCCUCCAAAUUUGGCGCUAAGCCUUGAAGAAGCAGGUCACUGAACGAAGGAAAUAAAGUCCUAACUGGGUGGGGUGGGGGGGGAGAGGGAAGGAGAACCGGUUGCACUACUUGGGUCAAUAUAAAAAAAAAAACUACAACCUGUUUAGAUUUGCUUGCUAUAUUUUUGAGCCACACUCUGACAUUUUGGAUUUCUGCUUUUUUUUUUGAAUUAAAAGGCAACUUGUUGCUAUUUGAACACGA